UGUGCGUGUAGACUAGACUGCACUGUAUUGCAGAGCCCACCCCUUGACCUUCUCCUCGCACUACUUCCUUCACUCUUUGCCUCUACAGAGGAUCUAACAUGACAUCUCUUCCAGAGACUUUUUUCCUUUAAAGGCAGUUCCAGAGCGGAAAGGAGCAACCAUGGCACAGCCGAGGAGCUAUCCGAAGAUAGUCCAGGAUAUCACCGGUUGUGUCCAAGACUUGAAAAAAGACUACAACGACACCAAGCUACCAAUUACUGAUGAUUCCCAGACAUUGCAUAAGUUUUGUGCGAAGCUGGAAUACUUGCUCCAAAUUGACAUGAAAGGUCGAACCAGCAUUCUCGGUGGUCGUCGCGAUUACUGGGAUUACUUUUAUAAAUGCCUGAGCAAAGUCAAAGGGCUGAACGACGGAUUGCGAUUUGUGCGAGCAAUGGCAGAGGUGAAAUCUUCUCUGGGACGUGGUCGUGCUUUCAUUCGUUACAGUCUGGUUCAUCAUCGCUUGGGUGACAGUGUACAGCAGUGCAUCUCCAACGUGAAGGUUACCAGUGACUGGUACGGCCCAACUGCUGUUCUUCUCAACACCGUUCACAGCUCCACUGUCGUUAACGCUCUGUACGAACUCAAUGAUAUCCAGUUUGACCUUUCACCCACUGGUUACGACCUGGACACUGCCUGGCCUACAUUUGCCCGUAAAAGCAUCGGUGCGGCCAAUCUGUUUCUCUGGCAACCUCCGAGCAGGACGACAAGCACCAGCAGCAUCAACUCACAGCAAAGUGCAAGUGACUCAUACCCCAACAGUCCCAUGAUCGAAUCCAGACCCUCUUUUCUGGAAGACCAACUCACACGCCUGCAGAAGGAGUUUGAAGAAUGUGAGCAGGUUAAUCGGCAGCUGCGAGGACGAAUCGACCAGCUGGAGCAGGACAAUGAAGAGCUUCACCAGAUGGCCCAGGAGACAGAGGAGCAAAUGACCUGCUUCCGGAGCAAGUCGGAGAGGGAAACGGCAGAACUUCAGGAUCAGGUCGAGAUGCUGGAAGAAGGACUGAAUGCAAAGGAAGAAGAAUUGUUUGGACUUGAAAGCCAGUGGAAAGAGAAAUUGCAAGAAGCUGAGAAGACAGCAUCAGAUUUGUAUGCUCGCAUCGAAGUGCUGAACAAGCAGCAUGAUAGUAGAGAAAAGAUGCUGACAGAAUCUGAGAGAGAUCUCAGAGAAAAACUCCAACUAACUGAAAGCUCAGUGAGUGAGUUGAAGCAACAGGUAAUUGCUUAUGAAGCCGACUUAGCCGUGAGGACUGCAUCUGAGACGAGUAAUAAGGAAAAGGUCUCCGAACUGGAGGGCAAGCUUGCUGAUGCUGAGAACAGAAAUCUGGAGCUCAUUACCAGGAUGGAUAGCAUGGUUCAAAACAAAGACAAGACGGUCUCCAGCCACUUUGAAUCGGCCAGCAGGGUCCACGAGCUCCUGACGAGGCUAGAAGGGGCAGAGACGGAGAAGCUUCAGCUUCAAGGCAUCAGAGAGGAGCUGAUCCGCAAAUUAGAGCUCGUUGAAAUGGAAAAAACAUCCGAAAAAGAAUCCAGUAGUCAGAGACAAGAACAGUCCACAAACAAAAGUAAGGGUUCAACCGAGACACCAAACACAGAGCACUACUUACAACAGAUAAAAGAACUUGAGACACUGAAACUUCAGCUGGCUUCCCAUAAUUCAGAACUUGCUAAAAAGGUUCACAAUCUGGAAGCAGCCCUGCAGAACAGUGCAACCGAAAAAAUUGUCGUUGAAAGACAGAUGAAUGAACUGAAGAAAACCGUGUCCAAUUUGGAGGAAAGUGACUGUGUGUUGAGGGAAGAAAAGGCAGACUUGCAAAGGCAAGUGUCACUUGUGGAAAAAGAAAGGGACGAGGCAGUCAGAAAGGCCACAUUUCUUGAAGAUGGAAACAAGAAAAUUGCAGACUUAGAAAAGCAGCUGAGGAAAAGUCAACAAGAGGUGGAUGCUUUGAAAAUCCAAACUUCAAAACUGCACAAUUUAGAAUCAACAUUCCAACAGUUGCUAACAGACCUUGAAACUCAAGAACAGUCACGAUCAGCUGAGCCAUCAGCGGAUUCACAAGUUCACUCUGAAGCUUACCAAACCUCUGCUUCUGACACCAGUGGAUCAACAGAAUUACGAGGGGAUGGAUCCCCGAUUCAUUCACUACAACUCAGAAUCAACAGCAUUCUGGCUGACAAAGCAACAGGGUUCAGUCAGCUUCAGGGAGCUCACAGAGAAGUGACUGACUUGAAGGCCCACAAUGAUGAAUUAGUGAAGCAGCUGGGAACAAUGAAAGAAAAGCAGCAACGACAAAGUCAAGAGGUCUGUGAUCUUCGGGAUACCGUCGCACGUCUUCAGGGUGAACUGGCUGAUGCCGGCUUGAGGUCUGAAUCUCAGAAGCAAGUAUUAAAUGUGAAAGACGGAGAACUGAAAAGCCUUGCCCAGCAGAUGAGCUGCCUGCAGCAAAGAGUCUCAGAUUUGAAGGAUGGCGUUGUGCAAAAGUCACUGGAACUAGAGACCCAUCAGCAGAAACUAGAGCAGGCCAAUAACCAGCUGAAGUCUUUCAAAGUAUCACUCGAAAAGGCCAGGACUGAGAAAGAAACUCUGAGCUCCAAGUUAAGUUCCACGGAGACCAGUUUUGAAGCCCUCAAGCAUGAGCAUGGGGGACUGCAAAGCAAGACGCAGGAACUGGAGACACACAGUCAGGAGAUCCAAGAAGACCUGGAGAAGCAGAAGCAGGCAAAAAGAGAGCUGGAGAGCAUGCUGGAAGACACCAGGAGGUUGGUCGAGGAGAACGUCUCCCUGGAGCAAGUCUUUGAGGAGCGGAAGCAGAAAAUGAUCAAGGAGCAUGAGGACAAAGUGGAGUUUCUGACCCACCAGUUCAACAUGAUCCAGGAGGAGACGGAGAAGGCCAACACUGAGAAAUUCAGAUUUCAGGAGGAGCACAAGGUGAUGUUGGGAGAGGUCCAAGAGAUGAGAGAGAAGUUGGAACUGAUGGAGACCGAGAGGAACGAGAUCAAGAAGACAAACGACACCUUGAACACGGAGAUAGCUCGGGUGAAUGAGGCGUCGCAGCUCGCCAACGUCCAGAAGGAGGAGACAUCUCAGAAACUGGAGCAGCUGAGAUCUGAGAUGUUUGAAGCCCUGGAAGAAAACACAACGAGGAUGCUGCGCCUCGAGAACGUGCUGCACGAUACUCAGGAGGAGCGAGACCGAGCAAAAUUGCGCAUCAGUGACCUAGAGACUGAACUGACGGAGGCGAGGGAAAAGCUCUUGCAGGCAGAGCAGAAACUGGAGGAAAGCACCCAGCAGCUGACUAACCUAGAGUGUGUCAGGCAGCAAGAGGUAUCGGCCCUCAAGUUCCAGCUGAGCUCCGAGGCCAUGGAGUACCAGCAGGCCAUUCAGGGUUACAAACAUCAAGAGACAAAUCUCCAAGGAUUGCAAGAUCGAUGUAACGAGCAGGAAGAGAUAGUGGAGAGUCUUCAGACCGAGCUAAACCUGGCCAGAGCCCAGCUUGAGCAGCAACAGAAGCAGUGUAAGGAUGCACAGGAGUUGGCUACAGAGAAGCAACGUGAGAGUUCCGCCCUGCAAGAAGCUAUUCAACAGAUGUCCAAAACACUGGAAGAGCUACAAGUGCAGAAUCUGAAUUCUGAAGAGGAGCUCACACAGUUGAGGGUCGAAAGACAAGGCAAGCAGACAUCGCUUGAAAGCAAGGUGGUGGAAUUAGAGAAUGACAACGUUGAACUCAAGAAACAGAUCAUCAAGCUUAUCAAAGAUAAGGACACUCUGUGGCAGUGGACAGAUAAGCUGGAUUACCAACGCAAGAUGAAAGCCUCCGAGAGGUGGAUUGAUGAUAGCGAGGUCACUCAAUGCAUGCAGUGUCAUGUUGAGUUUUCUCUGAUUGUCAGACGUCACCAUUGCCGUCUGUGUGGUCGUAUAUUCUGCACCAAGUGUGCCAAUUGCUACGUGUCUGCUGCACACAGUCGCAAGAAAUCUCGUGUCUGCGAGCAGUGCUUUGUUAUUCACCAACAAGCGAAUGAGCCCGACCAAGUGCCGCCCUCCACCUCGAUCUCGCUGGACAGCGACGACGAAACGGAGCGAGAGACCCUGGCCCGCAGCCGGUCCUUCAUCGGCUCCAGCAGCCCGCUCAGCGAAGGACGGCAGUCCGUACCGACGACCGAGGCUUCGUCUUCGCUAGAAGGUGCUGCCCCGGGGAGGGCGUCUCCAGAACAGCAGGGAUCGGCAGGGGGGCAAGCUGGCGAUUCCACUGCUGAAGGGAAGACUUUGCAAGAUGCUGAUCAGAAACUGAAACAGAGAGGCUGGAAAGGUGAAACCAGUCUGGUCACUGGAAGUGAAUCCAGCUAUUACUCAGAAACUGAACCACCCGAGAACCCCGUGAUCGUGCUGGACAGCCCGCUGCCGUCGCGCCGUUCUCUCCAAUCCAGUAGCGACAGGGACGAGCCCGACUUUGACCUCAUCAGCGAGGAAGAGAUCAGCGCAGUGAGGAAUUCCAUCUCGUCCCCGCUGGACAGCCCCGUCGUUGGGCUUAGAAGUCCGCGCCUCGCGGAGAAAAGCACGUUCACCUGUCCCACCCUGCACAUGAGUGAGCUGGAAAGCGGUAACAAGGCCGAUGAUGACAUCACCAUCAAGGCAGGACAGAGCUAUGCAGUGCCAAUACAUCUGGAUUCGCCGGGGAUUACCCUGUGCUGGGAAUUUGCCUCAGCUCCCAAGACGGUUGCUUUCAGUGUGACUUACCAGCCGGCCGACUCCUCCCCGACAGACGAAAGCCAAGGCCAGCAAGCUCACGUGGAUGAGCUCAUCCCACUCUGCAAGUGUAAUUCCCACAGACACGCCGUGCAGGGGGAGCUGAUGGCUCGCAAAGCAGGCAUCUAUACAUUGCUGUUUGACAACAGCUUCUCAAGAUUUACCCAGAAGUCUGUGAAGUAUAGCCUGCAGGUCAAACGGCCGGAGGCGGCAUACUGACCGUCUCGUGAGCUGGCUAGGCAUGGAGUUACAAGCAACGAGACGUAUGCUAUGAACAGUCAGUGAGUUUGCCAGUGAACAGUGCUCUCGUCCUGGCCUGAAUCUUAAUGGCAGCAAUAUCUCCCCAGGGCCAUGUUUCUGCAAAGCAUGGCUUCCUUUGGUGGGAAAAAAUAACAGCAGAUGGAAUAGCCAGUAGAGGCAGCUUACUGCAUGGAGGUGACCUAGUGGCAAGACCAGGGUUGUUCAAGUUGCCAUUCACCUCCCAAAGAGUCAUCUGCCAAGGACGGACAUCAGGUAGUGGAAUUGUCACGCUCUGCCAGGAUAGGAGCUAAAACUGGCGGAAAUCUCCGCCUGCGCUGAUUCACAAAAAUACAGUAACAGUGUAACACCCAACCCCAUUGUCAAACUGGGAUCCGCAGUAAUACUGGAUUUCAGGAGAGACAAGUUUUCCAACCAGCCAGAGGUGAUCAAAGGCUGCCUUGGCCAGUGAUUGACCUGCUUGGGCAGUCACCAAUUGUAGGCCGACGUGGCCAGAACCAGGCAGAAAUUAUGCCUACAAUUAUAUUUUGGCAUUUUCAUAGGUAUUUAUACAAACUGAUUUUUUUCCAGUAUAUUGGGCUGUUUUAGAAACCUCAAGGUUUGUACUUUACUUAGACUAAGUGUACAGGAAGGCUUGGACAAAUUCAAAUUUGAAGAGCUCAGCAAUCCAAAUGAAAUUUGGUAUGUUACAUGUAAUUGCAACAAAAGUAAUUAAAUUACUUGUGAAAUAUCGAUGGGUGCCGUUGUGGGAAUGGAGGAACAGCUGGUUAACCCCUUCGCUACGGAGGACUGAUACUACCGCACUUUGGUGUGAGGAUUGGUGCAUACCACACAUACAGUCUAUUCACCAUGCAGCUGCUGGUUCAAUGGGGCCUGCUGCUGGACAAAGCCCUCCA
Messenger RNA from Acanthaster planci (crown-of-thorns starfish), 5934 nucleotides. It is a transcript of the gene fyco1, whose product is annotated as FYVE and coiled-coil domain autophagy adaptor 1. Gene Ontology annotation, cellular component: late endosome; autophagosome; lysosome. The record is from RefSeq and is a predicted model, not a curated record. Lineage: Eukaryota; Metazoa; Echinodermata; Asteroidea; Valvatida; Acanthasteridae. Gene Ontology annotation, biological process: plus-end-directed vesicle transport along microtubule; positive regulation of autophagosome maturation. Gene Ontology annotation, molecular function: metal ion binding.